UGGGGAGACGACUAUCAAGAGUCCAAUGGCAGAGUGGCGGAGCAGAAGCAGCUUCAAUUGAAGGCCAUACACAGGCCUAGGUUAAAAAGCGGAAGCCGUCAGCAGCGUGAGCAGACGACAGAGACACAUGGCGCAGGGUGGCGGUGGAUGCAGCAGUAUUCGGAAGCCAAACACAGGCCGGUUAAAAAGCGGAAGCCGUCAUGCAGCGUGAAGCGACAGAGACACAUGGCGUCGGUGGAACUGUGCAGCCAGUAUUCGGAAGACAUACACAGGACUAGUUUAAAAGCGGAAGCCGUCAGUCAGCAGCGUGAAAGAGCAGACGACAGUGGCACAUGGCGCAGGGUGGCGGUGGAGGCAGCAGUAUUUGGAAGCCAUACACAGGCCUAGGUUUAAAAAGCGGAAGCCGUCAGCAGCGUGAGCAGACGACAGAGGCACAUGGCGCAGGGUGGCGGUGGAGGCAGCAGUAUUCGGAAGCCAUACACAGGCACUAG
Staurois parvus is the source of this 491-nucleotide messenger RNA. NCBI's taxonomy places the organism in Eukaryota, Metazoa, Chordata, Amphibia, Anura, Ranidae. The record is from the annotation of a GenBank genome assembly.